Messenger RNA from Serpula lacrymans var. lacrymans S7.9, 918 nucleotides. RefSeq lists its product as uncharacterized. The transcript has 5 exons. The record is from RefSeq and is a predicted model, not a curated record. NCBI's taxonomy places the organism in Eukaryota, Fungi, Basidiomycota, Agaricomycetes, Boletales, Serpulaceae. The coding region runs from base 1 to 918 and encodes 305 amino acids.
AUGAAGCUGCAAGAGCGCCUGCACAAAAUGGAGAGAGAAAAAGGUAAAGAUAAAGAAAAAAUGUACAAUCAGGUGGAGGAGUUUGUAAGGAUAAGUGCACAACACUUGGAAGCCGAGAAGACCGCAUACCAGGAGGAACUGCAAAGAGCUUUUGAGGCUAGAUUUUCCAGCAGGGUGCAGAAGCAAGGAGAACAAUCUAGCCAGCAAGUUGAGGCAAGAUUGAUUGAGCUAGGUGAAGCCAACUAUAGCCCAUCACUAUCUAAUGGAUCUUUGACAUCUCAGAUACCAUCAUCAAGGGAGCCCAGUGGAGUAGACAAUGAUGAGGAUGAUAAGAUUGGAUUAGUUCAACGUGUAUUCAAGUCAAAAUUUACAGUGGACAAAGACAAAGACUUUGCUGUUCACGAGCCUGCUGCUACAAAAGACAUUAUCACAUUUAAUCAAGGAGAUGGUAAUGCAAGUGGACCAGACGGAGAGGACUUGCAUUUUGAUAUAAAAGGCAAUAAAAAUUCAGAGUGGAACAAUAAAGUCAUCCGGAUUUUAUUUAAGGACUUAAAGGAAGAGAGGGUAGAAUGGUGUCUCCCUGAUGUCCCCAAAAGCUACCUUAUCGACUUGAUCAAUGUGAAAUUCAACAGGGUUAGGACAUAUUGGAAAUUGGCGCAAAGGCAAACCAAGUCUGACGAGCUCAAGACGUGGGAAGAGGUGGAGAACAGGCUGAUAAAGAAACCAGAUGAAAGGUUAAGCAACACUAGAAAACAGGAACAGUGGUGCAAUAAAUUUAAGCGCAGACAAAGAACAUUGACUGCAGUCAUUGAAGUCAAGAAACACAAUGGAGCGCCAGAUAUAGCAGUUUGGAAAUGGUUGGAGGAGCUAGUGAACCAUUUGUUGGAAUUGUCAAGGUCAAAGCCUGGGCCUUGUUAG